Molecule: messenger RNA, 572 nt
Organism: Symbiodinium pilosum
Lineage: Eukaryota; Dinophyceae; Suessiales; Symbiodiniaceae
Source: the annotation of a GenBank genome assembly
GUGCAAAAGUGUCCGAGCCGGAGGAUCUGGGCCCGUUUCUGGAAGAGGAAUCGGAAGAAGAGGAAAAGGAGAAUGAUGGAGAAGUCCAGCCGGACACGUCGGUGGGUGGUAAUGCCGAUGAGGCAAGCGCGGCAAAUAAACCGGCGGAGGCUGAGCCGGAGAAGGAGAAGGAAAAAGAGGAGAAUCCUGGCAGUGAUGCCAAGGUUGCGGAGGUGGAUCUGGUUGGCGAGGGGAAGGAUGGCGAAAAGAAGGAUGCUGCAGCAGCAGAAGCUGCCGGGAGCAACCCCAAGAAGAGCCCGCCUGGAAGCAUGGCAGCCAUUCAGGAUGAGGAUAAGGAUAAGAAGGACGAUGGUGAUGCCUGGAAAAAAAAGAGAAUCAGGGUUGGUGGGGGCAUGACAGCCGCUGGAGUGGUGGAGGACGAUGGAAGUUGCCUCAACAAAGAGUGCCAGCUCAACAAGGAGGAGGAAUGGUGGGCCCAGCACGAGUAUGACAAUGAGAAGGAGAAAGAGGAGCCGCAGCCCAAAAAAAGGAGGGUGUUGAAGAAGAAAGCCAAGGUUGAGUUGCAGCAAUGA